CGGCCCUCGCUCAUCGUCAUCCACAGCGUCGACACUCUUUACAGUACGGGUAUCAUAGCAGUAUCAAGUUUAUAACUAACACGGGCUGUGGCGAGCGACGCAUAAGUACCUGUCCACGGCACGGUGCCUGAGCAAGUGACCAGCCAGAUCUCUCACACUCGACCCUCUGCUUCUCAUCUCUUCCGACCGCUUUUUCGGAUACCGACCACUACCAACUCAUAAGUAGGCGACAUACUCGCAGCGACGUCGCCGACCAUGCCAGGCCUCUCAUCACGCCACCCGCGCUACACCAUCUUCCUCACCCUCCUCAUCCUCGCCGCCCUCUUCCUCCUCCUCCCCGACUCCUCCACAUCUCCUUACACCUUCCACAACGCCCCGGCGCCGAAUCUAUCGGGCGCGGGUGCCUCGCAGCUGAAUAUAGUGGAUGUGGGCUUGCCGGGGAGGGUGAGCAGGGCGGAGAGGAUAUACGAGAAGAUGUUGGCGAAGCGGAAGGGGCUGUAUCGCAAGUUUGGGGGAGAGGGCAAGACCGUCGUUCCGUUCCCGCCUGACAAGGAACCGUGGCCCGCGUACACAAUCUGGGACUUCUUCCCUCCAGCAUUCAACUGUCCACACGAAGUCGAACGGAUCGGCGCCCUCGGCGACGGCGGAAAAUGGGUAUGCGGCCUUUCGCGUCUAGAAGAAAAGCGGGAUUGUGUCGUUUACAGCCUUGGCGUGAACGGCGGCUCCUCCUUCGAAUCCGAACUCCUCUCCCGCACAAAACACUGUCAAGUCUGGGGCUACGACUUUACACUCUCCUCCUUCGGCGACGAGAUCAAUAACCCGCACUCGUCCGAUUUUUCGAGAUUCUUCGCGCAGCCGGUGCAGCCGUUCUAUUCGUCCGAUCCUCUUUCCUCCUCGCCACAGGAUCCUGUCGUUGGAGAGGAUAGUGGUGAGGAGGUGGGUGAGAAGGGGAAGGAAGGAAAAGGGAAGACAGAGGAGGGUAGAAGGGAGAAGGAGUAUUGGAAUGACUCGGGACGGACGUUGAAGCAGAGGGCGCAUUUUAAGAGUUAUGGGGUUGCGGGGAAGGAUGUGGCGCCGACGAGUGAGGCGCCGCCGAUGUAUACUAUUGAGAGCUUGAUGAAGAUGAAUGGCCACACCCACAUCGACAUCCUCAAAAUCGACCUCGAAGGCUGGGAAUUCGACGCCCUCGCCUCCUUCCUCAAAUCUUUCCCCACCCUCCCCAUCGGCCAACUCCAAAUAGAGCUACAUAUUUGGAACCGCGGGUUUGAUGAGCUGUUGAAGGUUUUUGAGGCGUUGGAGGGCGCGGGGUUGAGGGCUUUUAUGAGUGAGCCAAACCUGAUCUACCAGAACUACAACCGGAACUCGUCCCCCGAGCUUGCGGAGUAUUCGUUCGUGAACGUGAAGACAGCGAACGCGUUCGUGUCGGAUAGUCCGGUGUCGAAUUAUGGGUAUGAUGCGUCGGCGGAGAGGGAGGAGGAUCGGGAGCGGGAGAGGGAGGAGAGGCGGGAGCGAGAUGGGGCGAAAGUGAAGGCGAAGGCGAGAGAGGAGAGGAGGGAGCGGGAGAGGCGGUGAGCGUGAAGGUUGAGGGUGAGAGAGGAGAGGGAUGGGAGAUGGGGUGAUAGGAUGGGGAGGCUGUAUAUAUCGGAUAUGGAUGUGGAUAUGGAUAUCUAUUUCUCAUGUUUGUGUUUGGACCUAUCGUUGUUCUCUGUUCUACGUACCACGUACCACGUUACACAUUUUUGUUGUGUACCUCUCGAACGAUCCACUACCUACCUUUUUUCGUCAGAGUGGACUCCGUUCUUUGUUUUACCCUUUCACCGAAGAGAGGAGAGGAGUUGUUGAAUAUGUUUAUUCAUCUUUUCGAUCGAUUUUUUUUCUCGAUUCUUUUUCUUUCGAUUUUUAUCCUGAUGCAGAAUACUCGUUGUGUGUUGUGUUCCCUGUUUCACUUCGAUCCCUUUUUUUUUCUCUUUUAUAUUGUCCGCCGCUCUUGCACCUUCUACUCCGUUACGUCUGAAUCCUCCCGUCGCGCUAUACAUAUACUUCUUAUCACCUGCUCUUGACACCUUCACGCUCGUCAGUCAAUUUGCAGUCAAUUCGACCAGUCCUCCGAACCGUUUCCCUGUUCGUAUAGCAGUCAGUAUCCAGUACUCACUAACGUAGCACUCUUCGCCAUAUCUAUCUAUCUGCCGUCUCAGUCUCGGUCUCGGUCUCCUUCUU
Molecule: messenger RNA, 2217 nt
Organism: Stereum hirsutum FP-91666 SS1
Lineage: Eukaryota; Fungi; Basidiomycota; Agaricomycetes; Russulales; Stereaceae
Exons: 6
Coding region: 256-1572 (438 amino acids)
Source: RefSeq, a predicted model, not a curated record